Messenger RNA from Melanotaenia boesemani (Boeseman's rainbowfish), 5094 nucleotides. It is a transcript of the gene lin7c, whose product is annotated as lin-7 homolog C (C. elegans). Gene Ontology annotation, molecular function: L27 domain binding. The record is from RefSeq and is a predicted model, not a curated record. Gene Ontology annotation, biological process: neurotransmitter secretion; protein localization to basolateral plasma membrane; maintenance of epithelial cell apical/basal polarity. Bases 166 to 771 code for a protein of 201 amino acids. Gene Ontology annotation, cellular component: synapse; basolateral plasma membrane; cell-cell junction. Lineage: Eukaryota; Metazoa; Chordata; Actinopteri; Atheriniformes; Melanotaeniidae. The transcript is spliced from 5 exons.
CGCACCAUGACACUGGCAGCUAGCCUAGCCGGGCUAACUUAGCUAAUCUGAUUUAUCGUCUCAGUUAAGCGCACCGAACGUUAGUCAGGAUUACCACAUUUAGUUCUCUGUAUAUUUCUUGUAGGGGGAAAUCUAUCUAAGCUCGAAUAGACUUUCAUUUAGAAAAUGGCAUCACUUGGGGAGCCUGUGCGACUGGAAAGAGAUAUUAACCGUGCAAUUGAACUGCUUGAUAAGCUGCAGAGGACAGGAGAAGUGCCUCCUCAGAAGCUGCAGGCUCUGCAGAGAGUCUUACAGAGUGAAUUCUGUAAUGCUGUCAGAGAAGUUUAUGAACAUGUUUAUGAAACAGUGGACAUCAACAGCAGUCCUGAAGUGAGGGCCAAUGCCACAGCUAAGGCUACAGUGGCUGCUUUUGCAGCAAGUGAAGGACACUCACAUCCACGCGUUGUGGAGCUGCCUAAGACGGAAGAGGGACUGGGCUUCAAUAUAAUGGGUGGAAAGGAACAAAACUCACCUAUUUACAUCUCACGGAUCAUCCCUGGAGGCAUCGCUGACCGACAUGGAGGCCUGAAAAGAGGCGACCAGCUUCUCUCUGUUAACGGGGUGAGUGUGGAAGGUGAGCACCAUGAGAAAGCUGUGGAGCUCCUCAAAGCUGCUCAGGGCACAGUGAAGCUGGUAGUAAGGUACACCCCCAAAGUCCUCGAGGAAAUGGAGUCACGCUUUGAGAAAAUGAGGUCAGCGAAGCGCCGGCAACAGAACAGCUAUCCCCAGUAGGAUUUUUUUUUUUUUCUUUCUUUUUUUUUCCAUGUUGAUGCCCAGCUCCCAUGUCCCUUCUCCUCUCUAGCCUUCUCUGGCCAUCUGUUCUGGUCUCUUUCUUAUCUCCUUGCACAAAAAAAAAAAAAAAAAAAUUUUAGUUGUGGUUCCUACUCUAACAUAUUGUAUAUUGUGCUUCUAACCUCCUCUGUAGCAUUUUUAAUAUUUGCCAUCGUUACUGUACCAGACACUAAACUCUAGAUGAACACUAGAAUGAUCAUGAUUGUCAGCGAGUCACACAUUGUGCUUUACUUUUGAGUUGACUAUUUGAAUGCAACUUUGAGUACUUUUGAGACUUAAAUGUAUGACUCCUUUGACAAGAACGGUAGUGUUUUUAAUUGUUUUAUCACAGCCACUACCAAGUGCCUCAGGGCAAACACACUGAUCUUAUGUACUGUGUCAACUAACCUUGUUUUCUUUUAAUGGUUUAAGGUCUAGUACUGAUGAUUAAAUGCUUGUGACAAGAACUAUUCAUACUUUGCAUAUGUCCGUCAAAAAGUUCUUUUGAUUUGUUAUAAAUGCAUGGUAGUGAAAUAUAAAACCAUUUAAUUGUGCAAACUUUAAAAAAAUGCUGUUUUAUUGAAUUUUUUUUUCUUUUUUUUGCCUCUCAAAAAGCAUGUCCAGAAAAAGGAGGCUUUCGAGGAGUCGAUGACAGUUUAUAUGAAUUAGUAACAGACUAGAUGUUCAGUUACAAGUGUAACGUCUGUAAACUAACUUAAAAAAUUAUGCUAAUUUUUAGGUUCUUCUCUGGGUUUAGCUUUUGUGUUUUCCAAAAUCAUGCAGUGCUAUAAAAAGCCCAACAGUGAGUGUAAGUGAUGUAAUGGGGUCUCAGCAACUCAAGAAUUAAAUCAGUGCCACCAGAGAGACUCAGAUCUUUAGAGUAAGGAUCUCAUUUAAAUUAGCUGAAAUACAGUUUGUUUUUUUAUUCUUUUUUUUUUAAUUGGGCAGUUUAUAUCAUCAUCAACAACUUGACUAAGUUUUUAUGAAGUUUUUGUUUUUCUAAAAUCAAUGCAGGCUUAAGAAAACAAAUCCAUUACACUUACGCUUUAGUUAAAUUUCUGUCAGGAAUUUGCACCUUAACCAGGUGCUUUUGUUAGCCAUCUAUGAACAAGUCUGGUUGGAUAUUUCACCGCUCUUUUUGGCAGAAUUGGUAGAGUUCAGUAAAACUUGUUGGUCUCCUGAGAUGGACCUAACCUUUAAGCACAGCCCACAUAUUGUCCACAGGGUUGAGAGAAUUGCUUUGGUAAUUUCCAGAUGCUAAUGUUAUGCUGCGUUGUCUAAUAUCAAGGGAUAGACACCAUUUGAUGUGUGUUUGGCUCCAUAUUUCUGUCUGAAAACCAGACCGUGUUUUAGUUUUAGCUGUGUAGGUGAUGGUAUGAGUUUAAAGCUGAAGAAUUCUAAACUAAACCUUUUUCUUUUUGGUGCUGUUGGUGCAAAAACACCCCCAGAGAAUAAUGCUGCCACAACUAUAUUUGGCAAUUAGUGUAGUGUGCUGAUUCUCUAAAUGUACCUGUCGUCGUGGACGGACAACUCCAUUUUCAUCUGACCCUGACACUUGUUGAGAGUCAGCUACAAACCUUAGUCAAGCUUGAAGGGGUUAUUUGGGGGUGAAGACUUCUUCAUGGAUAGUUGUCUCUCAAUUUAUUUGAUGUAACUUAGAGAUGGUUUGACAUUUUGGGUCUCCCUGACCUUGGCAGACUGGUCACACCUCCCAAUAACUUGUAUGCACAUAAUGUUCUUUUGGUCUUAAGAUGUUGGGAUCUGCAGACUUUUGUUGACGAGGAAAAGAAUGAAACAACAUCUUGAGGCUAAAACAGAAGCUUUCAGCUCCAAUCCAUCACUAUCAUUAACAGGAAGUUAAAAGGCUUUACUAAGUUAACAUUGAGACACUUUGAUGAUCUGAAAACUACAAAAUGGAUAAUUUAGGUGGGUUUCUGAGCAUUUUUGACCCUGACCUGAAUUCAUAAAAACCUAAAGGACAUUGAAUCACUGCAUGUAAACUUCCAUCUGACGGUGUAAAGUACAAUGCUUUGAAAAUUCAGUCAUUAACAAUUAAGUUAAAUCUGGUAAUAUUAGAGCCAUGAUUAUGUCAAAAAAAGUAAAUAGGCCACAGUAUUGCCCAAAGUCAACUUUAAUCACUCUCAAAAAGAACGAAUUUACAGAUAUUACUACGAAUACUGUGUUAAGCUUCUACAUACUGAUACCGAAUUUACCGAGUAGAGUUUAUGGAGUUAUGCUGUAAAUCCUUUGCGUUGUUUCAUUUAUGUGUAUUUUUUACAUAUUUUUUUCAACACAAAUGUCUGAAAACAUUCACUUCAUUUGUUUUUUUAAUCAUCUUGAAGAUCAGUUAUAUUGUAAAGGACUUGGAUUAAAGACAAGACUACACAGGUGCUAGCAUAAGAUGUUUAUAAAUUUAAAUAUUCAUUUAUUUCUAAAAUGAUUAAUUAAAGCAUACAUAAAUAAUUUUGAGCAAUAAUUUAAAUCUCCUGAUCUGUACCAUCGCUAUUUCCCCUCUUCAUGAUUAACAAAUGUCAUUACACCAUUAAAAUCCUAAUUUUAGUCAAACACGUGGUACUUGUAUGUAAUUUACAAAUAACCGAUCAUGUUAAAAUGGUGGUAUUUUCUUCUUGACUACUGCCAAACAGCCACGUCUGCUCUUGUGUCUGUUUCUGAGCAGAAUAAUCUCAAAACGCUUACAAUAAUUUCCACUAUGGUGAACACACACUUUUAUAUCCCUACACAUGAUGCAUGUUUGGAUAACAUAUUAGUCCUCAUAUGAUAAGAAAAUGUCUUAUGUUGUCAGUUAUUAGUCUUAGAUAAACUUUCCCCUAUUGAGAAGCUUAAAUCCAGCUCUUGGACAUGCAUCAGACAAGUCUGCUAGUCUUUACUUUUAAAUCAUCUACAUAAAUGAGCAUUUAGAGACUUUUCAUGCUCGUCCAGUGAAGAGAAAUGUUUUAAUUAUUAAACAUGUUUUUUAGAAACCUUUCCAGUGUUUGACUAUAUUAAACUAUCUCUUAAAUAAAUUUAUUAAUGGAAAUUUAGUCACAAUUUUGUCUUUAUUUAUUUUCUGCGGUUAGGUUAAGUUAUGUGCGUUUCAUGUUAUAAACAAUGUAUAGGCCGAUAAAGCCAUACUAUAGUCUGGUCUCAGGAUCAUUUUGCAUCAUUGAGGUACUAAGCAGAUAAUAAUAAUAAUGCAGAUAACUGUUAUUAAUGUAAAUUAAAUAGAAAUGAGAUGGUGGAUAAAGUAACUUUAUAAUUAUGGUUUCUAUUCGUGUCCUCUGAUCUUGGUGCUUUCUUCAGAAAUGAAUCCUUUUGAAUGAAAAAAGUACUUUUAAGUUUUGUCACAGCAUCAUAACAAAUGAUUAAACUAUUAAAUGUGCCACUAAAUCUUUGGUAUAUUCUUAAUUUUUAUUAAAUUUUCAUGUAGUGCUGUAAUAGACAUGACAUUAAGCCUACUUGCAUAGUUUGGAACCCAAGGAAUCUUAAAUUUGGCACAGUUUGGUGUUUUUUUAAUCAUAUACACCAGAGCUGUAUUGGGGAAUAUAUGGAAGUGUAUUUAUUUGCUUUCAGCAAUCUACAUUAAAAUGUGUCACUAAGUAGUACGUCCGUAUGCCUGUCACAGCUUUGGGUACAUCGGUCAAAAAUAAUGUCAUAGCAAAGUUAAAGCGGGGUAUCAGACAUCAAUCUGUAACAACCGGACUUUUAAAAUGUUUAAAAUCUAUUAAAUUUUGAACAAAGCUUAUGAAAUUAAAGCUCUUUUAACCACCCUACAAAACCCUGAUAAUGAUGAGAAGCAGCUCAUAACAACUGAGUGACAUUAAGGUCACUUAAAGCAUUUCAACAUGACCACUGUAUUCUAAUAAAAUCUGUUUUGUUUUUGUUUUUUUUUUAUAAAGGCAGCAUCAUCUGACAAAAUCACCUUUCAGGUAACUCAGCGUCUGUGUGGUUAAUUUGGCUGCAGUUAGAUGCAUGAUGAUCUACAGAGAAAAUCAAAAGCUUUUUACUCAGUCCACAGCAUCACAGCAUCGAGCACCCCUGUGUAUGUUUACUCUAAUGCUAUUAUAAUAUUCCCCCAAUAACUGGAAGUGAAGUGUCUGCUCACCGAAGUAAAGUGAGAAGUUUUUGUCGGUGGACUAUUCACCUCAGAGUCUGUUGACACUUUGAAUGUCAGGUUCACCAGCAGGAUUGUCUUCAUCCAAGUCUGUGGAAAGUUUUAUCUGUUACUGAAUUACCUGUGACUUAAAAUACUGCAAAAAAAAAAAAAAAAGAUGAGUACAUGGCCCA